Molecule: messenger RNA, 1203 nt
Organism: Asparagus officinalis (garden asparagus)
Lineage: Eukaryota; Viridiplantae; Streptophyta; Magnoliopsida; Asparagales; Asparagaceae
Exons: 2
Coding region: 1-1203 (400 amino acids)
Source: RefSeq, a predicted model, not a curated record
AUGAAUUUCUAUCUAUCGAGAACCAGCCUGCUGGACAGGAAGAGGAACAAAGAGCUGAGCCUAUUCCAGUGGAAGAGCAACAAGCGGUUGAUCCCCCCAAGAGCUGAGCCUAUUCCAGUGGAAGAGCAACAAGCGGUUGAUCCCCCCACGACAAGAGCAGCUGGGAAAAGAAAACUCUCAGCGGAUGAAGCCGGAAAAUAUGAUAAACAGAUCCGUCAGAAGUUGCUGGUUGAUUCCCCUCCCCCCAAAGGCCAACAAAAAUCUAAGUUGAUGGCUGAUGCCAUCAGCCCCAAAGGCCAACAAAAAUCUAAGUUGAUGGCUGAUGCCAUCAGAGCUGCUGAAGAUGAAGAACAACAUGAAUCUUCUGUUGCAGGCCUGCCACAUAGAACUGGACUUCGUUCUCAUGGCCCAGCCCUAUCGAGCGACGCUUCUUCUUACCAUCCCCCCCAAGAUGAAGAGGGUGAAUUAAUGGUUGCAGAUGCAGAAUCUGCUCUAGUGAUGGACCUUCCUAAGUCUCCUGCAUUAGAACCAGGGGGUCUCAAAGAGAAUCCAUCCCCUUCUCCUUCAGCCUUAAUGUCACAAGCUAAUAAUUCAAUUCCUAGUCCUACAACAGGACUUAUGAAUAAACCAGCUGCUGGCACAGAUCUUCUUGAACCUUCAGCUGCUCAGGAUGAUGAGGAGCGAGUUGAUUAUGAAGGCUCCUCAAUUGGUGAUGCAGCUGACGAAGAUAGAGAUGAUGAGGAUGCUGACGUUGGUAACAUGCCAGGUUCGCCUCCUACCAGGACUACUGCUGCUACUACUUCAGAGCAGGAUCCUGCGCAAGUGUCAGCUCCUCCACAAGAGCAACACUUGCCUGGCUCAUCCACAGUGGCUGUUUCACCGACAACACUGCCCGGGGCUACUACUGUAACUCCUCCUCCUGAACAGCAGGUCGUGCAGGUGUCAGCUCCUGUGCAAGAGCAGCCUCUGCUUGCUUCGUCCACUGUAGCUGCUUCACCUACCGCGUUAAUGAAGAUCUCACUUACACCAACAGAGGCGAGGCCCAGCACGUCUCAGGCAAGGGUAAUGAUGACUUUGACCUCGAGCCCAUCACAAUUGAAUGUUUCUACCGCUUCUGCAGCUUCAGCGCCCGGAUCCCCUGCACCAAUUUCAAUGGCUCUGGGAGCAUCCUCAAGUCUCGCGGGCGUACCUGAGUUCCUUUAA